Messenger RNA from Momordica charantia (bitter melon), 576 nucleotides. RefSeq lists its product as uncharacterized. NCBI's taxonomy places the organism in Eukaryota, Viridiplantae, Streptophyta, Magnoliopsida, Cucurbitales, Cucurbitaceae. The record is from RefSeq and is a predicted model, not a curated record.
UUGACACUUCUCAUCAGUCAUUUCUCAGUCUUCCAAAUUUUCUCUCUCCACUUUUCCUUUCUUCCUCCUCUCUUCCUCCAAAAAAUGGCUUCACCGCCGAUCACAGCCGUCGCCGCCAUUCUCUUCGCCUUAAUCCUCGCCGUCCUCCCGCCGGCGACUAGUUCCGACGACACCUGCCCAUAUCCCUGCUACCCUCCCCCCACCGGCACCGGCACCGGCGCUCCGGCCAUCCCAUCUCCGCCGUCACAAACGGGUUCCGGCUCUUACUCUCCUCCGGCGUACUACUCGCCGCCGGCUGCAUAUUACCCGUACAACCCGCCGCCGUCCGGCGGCAACAACUUCUACGGCGUCUCUCCGCCGCCGCCGGACCCGAUUCUGCCGUACUUUCCUUACUAUUUCAAGAAGCCUCCUCACCAAUGGGCCGAUGAAUACGGUGGCGCCGCCGUCGCCGGACGCAAAUCGGGGGUCGUGAUCGCCGCCGUAACAUUUGUAUUUAUCUCUCUCUUCUUUAGUUUGAUGUAAUGGAAAGCUAGCUGCUUUUCCCUUUUUAAUUUAAUGAAUUAAUUUUUUUUUUUA